Molecule: messenger RNA, 333 nt
Organism: Chenopodium quinoa (quinoa)
Lineage: Eukaryota; Viridiplantae; Streptophyta; Magnoliopsida; Caryophyllales; Amaranthaceae
Exons: 1
Coding region: 1-333 (110 amino acids)
Source: RefSeq, a predicted model, not a curated record
AUGGCUUAUAUAUUAUUAUAUGUGGAUAACAUUAUUUUAGCUGCUUUUUCUGCUGAUCUUCGAAAGUCCAUUAUUGUCAUUCUUAGCUCUGAGUUUGCUAUGAAGGACUUGGGUCCUUUGAGUUAUUUCUUGGGGAUUGUUGUUACUCGUCAUGCAGGUGGCUUGUUCUUGUCACAAAAUAAGUAUGCAUUAGAAAUCAUUGACAGAGGUGGCAUGUCUUCUUGUAAGCCAUCUCCUACUCCAGUUGAUACUAAGCCGAAGAUGAGUGCUACUUCUAGCACACUAUAUGCAGAUCCCACUCUAUAUAGGAGCCUCGCAGGGGCUCUUCAAUAG